ACCCUCAACUGAUUUGAUGUCGAAACUGUACAAUUAUUGAUUCUUGCAGUGGAAUUCACUUCCUGUUGGUGUUUGGAACAUGGGUUUUGCUCUUUUGUCGUUUGAAAGACCUCUGUUUUUAUUAUAAUUUGGUACGAAUUCUGGGUUUUUGGGGGGGAAGUUUGAGAUGGGUGUUUGGUUUUCUUGGAUGAUUCAAUGUUUCUGAAAAUGGGUUGCUGAUGGAUCUGUGAAAGAUUUUGCCAGUUCUCUGGCAGGAGAAAUCAUUUGGACUUGUUCCAUUGUUCAGCUGUUUACCAAAGGAAAAUCCAACGUUUCCUUUGCUGCUGCAAUGAAGAAAAGUAUCGAAAACAAAUCACAAUCUGGGAAGUAGAUUCCCCCUUUAAGCUGCAAGUACCGGAAGGCUAUGCAAGCAUCUCAGCAGCAUAGAAGUUCAGGCAUGUCUAACAGGUUGUAUUACCUACCUCCGCAAGAGGCUGAGGCCCAUUGCUUGCCUCAGUUCCAGAGUUUUGACCACCAGCUGUGCUACAACGAUGGCAGCCAAGGAACCAACUUCUCCUUUCAGGGUUCCAGUGAGCGUUACUGUACUCUGGAGUCAUCGUCUGCCACUGGCAGUUAUGCCAUUUACAACUCCCCAUCUACUGUUAGUUUUUCCCCCAAUGGAAGUCCCAACUCCCAGCAAGAUUCUCAGUCGUAUCCGUCUGAUCCUCACCAUUCCCCCGACAACACCUACGGCUCUCCUAUGAGUGCAUCCUGUAUUACUGAUGAUGUAAGCGACCUGAAGCACAAGCUGAGAGAAUUGGAGACUGUAAUGCUGGGGCCUGAUUCUGAUAUCAUCAAUAGCUAUGACAGUACCUUCACCCCCAACAAGUCUUCACUGGAGAUGGAUAGCUGGAGAGAUACAAUGGAGAUGAUCUCUGGAGGGGACUUGAAACAGAUUCUUGUAGCCUGCGCAAAGUCGGUAUCAGAUAAUGAUCUGCUGAUGGCCCAAUGGCUGAUGGAUGAGUUGCGGCAGAUGGUGUCGGUCUCUGGUGAACCGAUCCAAAGGCUGGGAGCUUACAUGUUGGAAGGGCUUGUAGCACGGCUGGCCUCCUCCGGGAGUUCCAUCUACAAAGCUCUGAGAUGCAAAGAACCGGCCAGCGCUGACCUUCUCUCGUAUAUGCACAUUCUGUAUGAGGUCUGCCCCUACUUCAAGUUCGGAUACAUGUCUGCGAAUGGUGCCAUUGCAGAAGCCAUGAAGGAUGAAAACAGGGUUCAUAUUAUCGACUUCCAGAUUGGUCAGGGGAGCCAAUGGAUUACUCUAAUCCAGGCCUUUUCAGCUCGGCCUGGGGGGCCACCCCACAUCCGCAUAACAGGUAUCGACGAUUCAACAUCUGCUUAUGCCCGUGGCGGGGGACUCAACAUUGUGGGACAAAGGCUAUCCAGGCUUGCUGAGUCAGUCAAAGUUCCAUUCGAGUUCCAUGCAGCAGACAUGUCCGGCUGUGAAGUCCAGCUGGAAAAUCUCGGGGCUCGACCAGGUGAAGCGUUGGCGGUGAAUUUUGCCUUCAUGCUGCAUCACAUGCCGGAUGAGAGUGUCAGCACCCAGAAUCACCGGGACAGGCUACUGAGGCUGGUCAAGAGCUUAUCUCCCAAGGUGGUCACCCUCGUUGAGCAAGAAUCAAACACAAAUACCGCUGCAUUCUUCCCCAGGUUCCUUGAGACAUUGAAUUAUUAUACAGCCAUGUUCGAAUCAAUUGACGUGACUCUUCCAAGGGAGCAUAAGAAGCGGAUAAGCGUCGAGCAACACUGCCUGGCAAGGGAUGUUGUUAACAUAAUCGCAUGCGAGGGGGUUGAGAGGGUGGAGCGCCAUGAACUUCUCGGAAAAUGGAGGUUGAGGUUUGCAAUGGCGGGGUUUACUCCAUACCCAUUAAGCUCCCUGGUGAACGCCACCAUUAAAAGACUUCUAGAAAACUACAGUGACAAGUAUAGGCUCGAGGAGAGGGAAGGAGCGCUCUAUCUUGGCUGGAUGGACAGAGAUUUGGUUGCGUCGUGUGCGUGGAAGUAGAAACCCUGGUAACGGUAUACUAGUCUUAGAAUCUGGGGAGGCAAGGAGAGGUAUAACUGGGAUUCUUUUUGUUUCUUCUCUGUUAGCGGCUUGUAGUUUAUAAAAAUGGGGGUCCUUCAGCUGUCCAUUCUGUACUCUUUCGUAAUCCAGAUUAACUGUUUUUCCUUCUUCCAAA
This is a messenger RNA of Vitis vinifera (wine grape), 2216 nucleotides long. RefSeq names its product scarecrow-like transcription factor PAT1. The transcript is spliced from 2 exons. Gene Ontology annotation, molecular function: sequence-specific DNA binding; DNA-binding transcription factor activity. NCBI's taxonomy places the organism in Eukaryota, Viridiplantae, Streptophyta, Magnoliopsida, Vitales, Vitaceae. Gene Ontology annotation, biological process: regulation of DNA-templated transcription. Gene Ontology annotation, cellular component: nucleus. The record is from RefSeq and is a predicted model, not a curated record. Bases 404 to 2041 code for a protein of 545 amino acids.